AUGGUGAAUUUGGUAAAAUAUAAGUUAGUAGGAGGCAACAUAUAUUUGAAGGAGCAUGUUGUACCGCACAUUUUCCAAUGCAAAACUGGUAGAAAACGCCCUUCAGAAGAAAAAGAAUUUGAAGCUUCUGCCAAAAAAGCAAGACAAAAUAUUGUAGAAUCUCUGCUGAUGGACAAUGCCAGUGAAAAUAUCACAGAUGAAAAUGUUUUGAGAAAGAAUACAUUUGAAAAAUGUACACAAACACAAGUAACAGAGGUUAAAAAUUUUGGUGCACAAGUGCUGAUUAGACCUUACUACAGAAGUAAACUAAUUCAAACUGAAGAACUUUAUUUUAAACCUCAAGCUGUAAGUGUUGCAUGUUCGCCUUUCAAAUUUGAAAUCUCAGAAGAAAGAAUUUCACCAUCUAACUUUUAUCAGUGA
Molecule: messenger RNA, 420 nt
Organism: Psylliodes chrysocephalus
Lineage: Eukaryota; Metazoa; Arthropoda; Insecta; Coleoptera; Chrysomelidae
Source: the annotation of a GenBank genome assembly